Molecule: messenger RNA, 3213 nt
Organism: Quercus robur (English oak)
Lineage: Eukaryota; Viridiplantae; Streptophyta; Magnoliopsida; Fagales; Fagaceae
Exons: 4
Coding region: 1-3213 (1070 amino acids)
Biological process (GO): DNA integration
Molecular function (GO): RNA-DNA hybrid ribonuclease activity; nucleic acid binding
Source: RefSeq, a predicted model, not a curated record
AUGUCCUUUAAUGAAGGAGACGCUAGGGGAGUAAAGCAGCCUCACAACGAUCCUCUGGUCAUAGUGCUGAAUAUAGAAGGGUUCAACACCAGAAGGAUCCUUAUUGAUAACGGGAGCUCAGUAGAUAUCAUCUACCUCCCAGCAUUCCAGCAGUUGAAAUUAGAUCCAAAAAGGCUCCGCCCUUUUGACUCUCCGCUCGUCAGCUUCAGUGGAGACAGGGUCUACCCCAGGGGAAUAGUGACUCUGACGGUGACGGCAGGGACCUACCCGUUGCAGUUGACCAAACAAGUAGACUUCCUGGUGGUAGAUUGCCCCUCGUCCUACAAUGUCAUCAUAGGGAGGCCCACCCUAAACAAGUGGAAGGCGGCGACGUCGACCUACUGUUUGAAGGUGAAAUUCCCAACAGACAACGGCGUGGGUGAAGUGAAGGGUGACCAAGUCCUGGCAAGGGAAUGCUAUCAGGCCGUCCUGGCAAGAAAAGAGAACCACACGUGGACGAUUGAAGAAAAAGAGGAGGACGGAAUGGAGACCCUGGAAGUAGUGGAGUUGGUAGCAAGAAAUGCGGACAAGACGACCAGGAUAGGGACGAUGCUAAGCCCCGAGAUGAGAACGAGACUCAUAAAAUUCCUUAAGGGGAACCUAGAUGUCUUUGCAUGGGGUCACAAGGACAUGCCAGGCAUAUCUCCAGAAGUCAUCCAGCAUAGGCUGAAUGUGGACCCCAGCAGGAAGCCCGUCCAGCAACGACGAAGAACCUUCGCUCCGGAACGAGAUCAGGCAGUAGCAGAGGAAGUAACCAAACUCUUGACGGCUGGAUUCAUCCGAGAAGUAUAUUAUCCAGAGUGGCUCGCCAACAUCGUCCUGGUAAAGAAAGCCAACGGAAAGUGGAGAAUGUGUGUAGACUUCACCGACCUGAACAAAGCAUGUCCAAAGGACAGCUUCCCUCUACCAAGGAUAGACCAGCUCGUGGACUCCACCGCCGGGCACAAGCUACUAACGUUCAUGGACGCCUUCUCAGGGUACAACCAGAUAAAGAUGGCUGAAGAGGACCAGGAGAAGACUGCCUUCAUCACGAGCCAAGGACUCUACUGUUACAAGGUGAUGCCUUUUGGAUUGAAAAAUGCUGGAGCUACGUACCAAAGAUUGAGCAAGGAGGAGUUCGCUCAUCUGGACGACCUGGAGGAGACUUUUGCAACCCUGAAAAGACACCAGAUGAAGUUGAAUCCAAGCAAGUGUGUUUUUGGGGUGGCCUCGGGAAAGUUCUUGGGAUUCAUGGUAUCCCAGAGGGGAAUAGAAGCAAAUCCAGAGAAAGUACGAGCCAUCAUUGACAUGGCCUCACCCAAGACCGUCAAGGAUGUACAAAAGCUUACAGGAAGGAUAGCAGCUUUAAAUAGGUUCGUCUCUAGGGCCACAGACAAAUGCCUGCCCUUCUUCAAAACCCUCAAGCAGGCUUUUGCUUGGACCGACGAAUGCGAGGCAGCGUUCCAAGAGCUGAAGCAAUACCUGAGCAGUCCACCCCUCCUGAGCCCGUCCAAAGGAGGGGAGAACCUAUACUUGUACCUGGCAGUGUCAGCCUCGGCAGUAAGCGCAGCCUUGAUUAGAGAAGAAGGCAAGAAGCAACUCCCGGUGUACUACGUCAGUCAAGCCUUGCAAGGAGCUGAGUUCAGAGCAGCCAUCAAGGCCCAAGCCCUGGCUGACUUCAUCGCUGAGUUCACUCUUCCAGAUGAACAUGGAGUUACAGACGAAGUUGAUAAAUGGACAAUACAGACAGAUGGUUCGUCAGCCCAAAAGAGGGGGGGAGUAGGGGUCGUCAUAACCACCCCCGACGGAGAAGUGAUGAGAUACGGGGUUCAACUGAAGUUCCCAGCCACUAAUAACGAAGCCGAGUAUGAAGGAAUAUUGACGGGCUUGAGGCUUGGGAAAGCUCUUGGAGCCAAAAACUUGCUGAUCCAGAGUGAUUCAAAGCUGGUAAUCGGACAGAUCAGUGGAGAGUAUGAAGCAAAGGAAGAAAGGAUGCAGAAAUACCUUAAACUGACAAGGCAACUAACUCAAGAGUUCGACACAGUGGAAUUCGUCCAGAUACCAAGGAGCCAGAAUAUGGGGGCCGACGAAGUAUCAAAACUAGCGUCAUCAGAAGAAGGGAAGACGAGCACAGACAUGGCAAUAGAGAUCCAGAAACACCCGAGUAUUGAAGAGGUAGCGGUAUUUUCCAUCCAGAGCACAGACACCUGGAUGACGCCCAUAAUAUCCUUCCUCCAGGACGGGCACCUACCUCAGAAUACUGACGAAGCCAGAAAGGUCAAGAAGAGAGCAGCCAGGUUUACAAUCCUGAAUGACGUCUUGUACAAGAGAGGCUUCUCCAUGCCUUAUCUAAAGUGCGUCGACGAGGACGAGGCCAAAUACAUCCUGGAAGAAGUACACGGAGGAAUCUGUGGCGACCAUGCCGGCUCCAGAUCCCUAGUCAACAAGGUGAUAAGAGCGGGGUAUUUUUGGCCAACCAUGCAGGGGGAUGCUGCUGAUAUCGUUAGAAGGUUCGGGAUUCCUUUGACGAUCAUAUCUGAUAAUGGGAAGCAGUUCGACAGCCAAGGCUUCAGAGACUUCUGCUCGGACCUCGGGAUCAAGAAUCAGUUCUCAUCCCCGGGACACCCCCAGGCAAACGGACAGACGGAAGUAACGAACAGGACGCUGCUCAAGAUAAUCAAAACCAAGCUGGACGAAGCAAAAGGUGCCUGGCCAGAAGAACUACCUAGUGUCCUCUGGGCAUACAGGACUACAGCCAGAACCCCGACAGGAGAGACACCCUUCAGGCUUACCUAUGGCACAGAGGCAGUGAUCCCAGUAGAAGUUGGAGUAACAGGCAUCAGGCGAGGAACUUUCAGAGAUGGACUCAAUGACGAGGAACUGCGGUUCAACCUGGAUUGCUUGGAUGAAGUAAGAGACAAUGCGUCCAGUAGAAUGACGAAGUAUCAAAAGAAAAUGGCCGAGUAUUACAACAAGAGGGUCAAACUCAGGCGUCUGGCCAUAGGGGACCUUGUCCUUCGCAAAGUCACUAUAGCAACUAAAGACCCUACUCAAGGGAAGCUGGGCCCUACAUGGGAAGGGCCAUAUCGCAUCGUUCACUACUCUAGGCAAGGAAGUUACCAUCUGGAAACUAUGGACGGACAAAAGCUCCCUCGUCCGUGGAACAUUGAGCAUUUAAAGAAAUACCAUGAGUAA